Fragaria vesca subsp. vesca is the source of this 1635-nucleotide messenger RNA. RefSeq lists its product as uncharacterized. The record is from RefSeq and is a predicted model, not a curated record. The transcript is spliced from 5 exons. The coding region runs from base 1 to 1635 and encodes 544 amino acids. Lineage: Eukaryota; Viridiplantae; Streptophyta; Magnoliopsida; Rosales; Rosaceae.
AUGGCGGCUCUGGCGCCGGGGAUUCUGCUGAAGCUCGUCAGCGCAAUGAACACCGGUGUAAAACCCACCGGCGAGCACCGCAGCUCGCUUCUUCAGGUCACCGACAUAGUCCCGGCCGAUCUUGACGAGAAGAGCCUCUGGCCUACUCAGGGGUUCUACAUCAAGGUCUCCGAUUCCUCCCACUCCAUCUACGUCAGCCUCCCGUCGGAGCAAGACGACGUCGUUUUGAGCAACAAGAUGCAGCUGGGUCAGUUUAUAUAUGUGGACAGAUUGGAGCCGGGGUCGCCGGUGCCGGUGGUCAAAGGGGCCAAGAUGAUUCCGGGAAGGCACCCUUUGAUGGGUACGCCGGAGCCGUUGAUGGGUUUGCGGCAGAAGGGAGGAGGAGAGAGAACGGAGCAAAUGGGGAUGUCGAAUUCGAAGCCGAGUAGAAGAGGGUCUUGGGAUUUGAAUGUGGGUGGUGAUGGGGUGAUGUCUCCGAUGGUGGGGAAGCCUUUGGAUUUUGAUCAGUGUUAUAGUACUCCGGUUAAGGACAGGCCGGUGAGGAAUGCGAUGUCGCCGAUGAUAAGGGGAAGAGUUGGAAGAGAUAAUGGUGGAGUUAGGUGCUCUUAUGGUGGGGGAGUUUUGGGGAAGAUGGGAGAUGGAAAGGGAGAGAGUCCAUUGUUGAGGAAGAGCUGUAUGACUCCCUCGAUGUCUAAGUUUCCGAGGAGUAAAAGCGUGUCUGAUCGAGAGCCUAGGAUUCUGAUUAGUCCCUUCAACCAAGCUGAGAAGAAAAGCUCAACUCCACCACCGCGGCUGCGAAAUGCAAGAGUGAUGACUUCUCUCAAUGUGGCCGGGGAUGCGCAAACCCCACAAAAGACCUCCAAUUCAAAGCCACAACAGCUACAGUCUGCUAAUGUGUCCAACGACAGCAACAGCACCAGUCUUGCCAUGAACUUACCUGGAAAACUCAGCAUGCUUGGAAAAGAAGCUGUGCAGCAGCGAGAGACAGCUCAGAAGAUUGCCCUCAAUGCACUGAGAGAUGCUUCGGCUACUGAGGCCUUAGUCCGAUCACUCAAGACGUUUUCAAACUUGUGCAAAGCAGCAAAAGCAGAUGCGCCAGCAGCCUGCUUUGAGCAAUUUCUCGAAUUCCAUCAGCAAGUUGUCCAAGCAGUGGCGGAAAUGGUCUCAGUUCAAGCAGCUACUUCAGCUGCUCAAACACCAAAUGCCAAGCAGCAGAGAGAUAAAGAAGAAGACGAAGAUACAGUGUUAAACGAGAUGGUUCACAACUCCAUGAACUCGAAACUGAGCUUAUCCAAAAGAAGGUGCGCUUUGUACAAAUCAAAUGAUGAGAACAAGAAACCACCCGCUGUUUGUUCGAACUCUUGCAGCUUAACCAGUACAAUCAAACUGGGGAAGCAGAUCGAAACAGAAGCAGGGAACUGGUUUAUGGAGUUCUUGGAGAAGGCUCUGGAGAAAGGCAUGAAGAAAACUAAAGGGACAACAACGGAUGGGGAUGCGAAGAAAGUUCCUCAGUCUCUGAUACUUAGAGUGAUUAAUUGGGUGGAAAUGCAACAAUGUGAUAGCAGUAAGCGACCAGUACAUCCCAAAGCAGCACAAGUAGCCAGAAAGUUGAGGAUCAAGAUGAAGAAUCCUUGA